AUGUACUUCUACUUUUCAGCUUUGUAUGGCCCCGCAGAUUCCUGCGAAAGGCGAUGUAACGAAAAAUAUAACCCAGGAGAUGACUGCCAUUGUGAUUAUAAUUGUGAACAAAAUCAGAACUGCUGUGAAGAUUACCACAUCCACUGCAGAAAAGGUAAAGCAUUCUCAGAUCAAGCUUGACUAAAGGGAUUCUCAACCACAGGCAAUACUAUUACAAAUGAAGACUUACAAGAAGUAUCAGAGAAGAUUUACCACAGUGACCACAACAGAGCAGAAGAGUCUGACAUUACCCUGAACAAACAAUACUUAGCUUCCAAGACAAAUGGGCAUGAAGAUCAUUCCCCAGAUCAGCUCUUCACUUAUGUCAACCACGAGAAGCUCUUCUCAAGGCCGACUUAUGCCAGCUUCAUCAAGCUGUUGGAUAACUACCAUGCAGAAGUCGGGACAGGGGAGGAAUUCACCAAAGAACAGAUGAAGGAACAGGACAUUUUCCUCCAGGAGAUCAUGAAGACCAAGGUCAUGAAAGAGCUAUAUAAGUUUCUUCACAGCAAAAAUCGUUAUGAUACAGAACCAGAAUUUGUGGAUGAUCUUAAGAAGAUGUGGUUUGGCCUUUAUUCCAGAGGCAAUGAUGAUGGUGACUCCAGUGGCUUUGAGCAUGUCUUUUUAGGAGAACUCAGGAAAGGAAAAGUAACUGGAUUCCACAACUGGAUUCGUUUCUACCUUCUGGAGAAACAGGGCAUAGUUAACUAUUCCAGCUACAGCUAUGAUGGUCCGUGGACCUCAUAUCCAGAUGUGUUGGGGAUGCAGUUCAACUGGGAUGGAUUUUACAAGGAGGUUGGAAGUGCCUUUAUUGGAAGCAGUCCUGAAUUUGAAUUUGGCCUUUAUUCACUGUGUUUCAUUGCUCGACCUGGAAAAGUGUGUCAUCUGAAAGCUGGAGGCCACAAUCUGAAUAUCCAAACAUAUACUUGGGAUAAAUCCACCUAUGACAAUGGCAAAAAGUAUAUUGGCACAGCUUAUGUGGUUACCCCAUGA
This is a messenger RNA of Python bivittatus (Burmese python), 1032 nucleotides long. The record is from RefSeq and is a predicted model, not a curated record. NCBI's taxonomy places the organism in Eukaryota, Metazoa, Chordata, Lepidosauria, Squamata, Pythonidae.